This is a messenger RNA of Trichomonas vaginalis G3, 1002 nucleotides long. RefSeq names its product organellar and viral DNA polymerase type B. Gene Ontology annotation, biological process: DNA replication. NCBI's taxonomy places the organism in Eukaryota, Parabasalia, Trichomonadida, Trichomonadidae. The annotation marks the transcript as partial. The transcript has a single exon. The record is from RefSeq and is a predicted model, not a curated record. Gene Ontology annotation, molecular function: DNA-directed DNA polymerase activity; DNA binding; nucleotide binding.
AUGAAACAAAAGAGCAAAAAGAAACUCAUUGCUGACUUCGACGCUGUUUCAUUAUAUCCAUCCGCUAUAGCAAGACUUUAUACUUUAGAAGGUAUUCCAAAAGUAUUGAAGGAUGAGAUGUUAAGUUCUGAAUAUUUGUUAAAGCAUUUAUUCGAUGACGACCAAAAGGAACCCAUUGGUGAAAAGUUUAUGUCUGGCUUCUUUGUUCUCAUUAAGAUAACAGAGAUUGGUAUACCCAGACACUUUCCUUUAAUAGUUUGUGACCCUGAACUAAAUCCAGAACUUAACGUUCCCAGAAGUUCAAACACUUGCUGUUUAAUGUAUGUUGACCAUAUAACAUUACAAGACCUCAUAAAAUAUCAAGGUGUCAAAUGUGAAGUGUUGCAAGGAUACUAUUACGAUGGAAACAGAGAUAUUAGAAUAAGAGAUGAAGUAAAGAAGUUGUUUGAGUUAAGGUUAAAGUAUAAGAAAGAAGGAAAUCCUUUGCAAGAAAAUAUAAAGCUCAUUCUGAACAGUAUUUAUGGCAAAACUAUUCUAUCUCCUAUUGAGUCAAAAAUAACCAUAGUAGAUGACAAAGAUGCUAUAAGAUAUACCAUCAGAAACUACAACCAUAUAGUGAAGUUCGAAGGUUUGGACGGUUCAGAUAAAACUAUUUUCAAGCUAACGAAAAGCAUUUGCAGACACUUUAACUUCUGUCCACUUGGUGUUAAUAUUCUGUCAAUGUCGAAGAGAAUAAUGUGUGAAGUAUUCUGUACUGCUGAAGACUUAGGAAUGGACAUCUUUUAUAGCGACACCGACAGUAUGCAUCUCUACAAUGAAGAUAUCCCUCGUUUAGCUGAAGAGUUUGAGAAACGUUAUGGAAGAGUUCUCAUUGGUAAAAACCUUGGUCAGUUUCAUAGUGACUUCGCAGAAAUAACACCUGGAAAACAAAGUUUAGCAUACAAGUCAAUAUUUUGUGGAAAGAAGACUUACAUAGACUUACUCACGAAUGAUUUAAAUGAA